AUGAAAGAUACGGUUUUUGUUGACACUCAGCAAGGUGUAUCCGACCUCGUUGACUGGAUAUCACUCCAGGAUACGUGGCUUGGAGACAUUCAACCCCCACUUUAUAUCGACGCCGAGGGAGAACGCCUUGGCCGGGAUGGGAAGCUUUCACUCUUGACAAUCUUGGUCUAUCCUUCACAAUUUCUGGCGCGUCCCCAUAUCAUCGACAUCCAUAACCUGGGAAAUCUAGCCUUCUCGACAGUCGGGGGCAGCGGAAAAAGCUUGAAGGAUAUUCUGGAAUCAUCAAAAUUUAUCAAGGUCUUCUUCGACGUCCGAAACGAUUCAGAUGCACUACAUUUCCACUAUAACAUCAAAUUGGAUGGCGUUCGAGAUGUUCAGCUUAUGGAGAAUGCUCGUAGGAGAACCACGAACUCUAGGAAGUUCUUAAGUGGCCUUGCAAAGUGUAUUGAAGAAUCUUUAUAUGGACCUGAAAGGGAUCAGUGGAGGCGUAGCAAGGAGAAAGGAGAAAAGCUCUGGAACCCUCAAAAGGGAGGCUCUUACAGUGUCCUCAACAUACGACCGCUUCCGGCAGAGCUUAUUGAGUACUGCAUCGGCGACGUUCAACACUUACCAACGUUGUUUGAAAAGUACAAGUGCGGAACAGACCGUUGGAAGGGAUUCAGAUUACAAAUUUGA
Molecule: messenger RNA, 675 nt
Organism: Fusarium mangiferae
Lineage: Eukaryota; Fungi; Ascomycota; Sordariomycetes; Hypocreales; Nectriaceae
Exons: 2
Coding region: 1-675 (224 amino acids)
Biological process (GO): nucleobase-containing compound metabolic process
Molecular function (GO): nucleic acid binding; 3'-5' exonuclease activity
Source: RefSeq, a predicted model, not a curated record